Molecule: messenger RNA, 1083 nt
Organism: Terrapene triunguis (Three-toed box turtle)
Lineage: Eukaryota; Metazoa; Chordata; Testudines; Emydidae
Product: astacin-like metalloendopeptidase
Exons: 10
Coding region: 1-1083 (360 amino acids)
Biological process (GO): proteolysis
Cellular component (GO): membrane
Molecular function (GO): metalloendopeptidase activity; zinc ion binding
Source: RefSeq, a predicted model, not a curated record
AUGCCCCACAAUUCUUGGGGAUUUCCCUCGGAUUGUCGGGGAUCUGAGCGGAUCAAAGAUGCUCUCCCUACAGGAGGCCUUGGCAACUCCCUCCAGCUCCAAAAUCCUCAACAUGCGGAUGGGAAUCCACCCGCGAGUGAUGAGAUCCUCGACAUUAACCAAGAGCUCAUUCCUCCAGAAGCACCAGCGAGCAGCUUCCUGCUGGAGGGAGACAUCGUCAAGGUGAGUCCUUUCAGAGUGUUUUCAUCUGCAAGCCCAAAAUGGCCAAAGAGAAGAGGAACGGUCCAAAUUCCCUACAUCAUCUCCUACAAAUAUGACAAGCCUAGUGUGAAGAUCAUCAAGGAAGCAUUUGCAGACUUCGCAAGGUUCACAUGCAUCAAGUUUGUUCCAUACUCGUACCAGAGAGAUUUCAUCUCUAUCAUGCCGAUGUCUGGGUGCUUCUCCAGCGUUGGACGCACUGGUGGGAUGCAGGUGGUCUCCCUAGCACCUGCUUGCCUCAGAAGGGGGAAAGGGGUGACUCUGCACGAACUCAUGCAUGUGGUGGGUUUCUGGCAUGAGCACUCCAGGGCUGACCGGGACAAGUACAUUAGCAUCUCCUGGAAUGAAAUCUUGACUGGUUUUGAAAUUAACUUCAUGAAAUCCUGGAACAGCAACAUGUUGGUGAACUAUGACUAUUCCUCAGUCAUGCACUAUGGCAGGUAUGCCUUUAGUAUGACUGGCUUGCCCACCAUCAUACCACUCUCCAAUCCUUACGUUGCUCUUGGACAGAGGUGGAAUCUGAGCAGUUCGGACAUUGCCAGAGUCAACAAACUCUACAAAUGUUCUCCAACUCUGACAGAAUCAGGCACAAUAAACAUCUAUAUCAAGUUGACAGAUGCCCCUGAGUGGCACAGAAUCUGGUCUGCCAAAGGGCAGCAGGGCACAGACUGGCAUCAAGUAGGCAUGGAGGCCUCUGAGUCACAGAAGCUGCAGGUGAUGGUGGAAGGUGUCAUUGGCCCGGACGCAGGGAGUGAUGUUGGCAUUGAUGACCUGUCUGUCUGUGUGGCAGAGUGUCGGGGAGGCUGUGACGAGCUGAUUGCUUGA